GCACAGGACGUCAGCACGGGUGGUCGGCCUGUUCGUGACGUUAACAAAUCGCGCGCGAAGUUUGCGAUAAUAUUGUACUGUGGAUACAUAAUCGGAUUAAGCUUCGGCUGCUAGCGGAAUAGUAAUGUCUAUGGGCUUCGAUUAUUACUUAAUAGGAGAACGUGACCUCUACUCGUUGAUUUCAAUAAAAACAUUAGGGUUGCUACGCGGAAUCCUCCUAUGCAUCGAAAUACAUUUAUAAUCUUAGAACACAUACCUAUACGCUCUGCAUCCUUGGGUCACGUAAUAAUUUCGAAUUAAAUUUAUUAUAAACAAACGCGACUCGAUUCUGAAUUCAAAUAAACAAUCGAAGAAUAUUUAAAAAAAUUAAAAAUAAUUCUGACAAUUAAAAGACAGAGUGAAUUUGAACAAUAAAAAGUGCUGUGAAUCAAAAUUCGAUAUUAUAGUGAUAAGAAAUGUUCGAUUCUUCUUAAAUCGAGAACAUAGAAUAUCGAACAUGUGGAAUCCGAAUAUGGAUAACAGGCAAAUGGAAAAGCGCGUUGUGGUCGGUAGAGUCCGACCGACCUGGGCCAGGAACCUUCCGGAUGCUAGAGAUGAGGACGAGAGGAGUGACCAGGAAGGCGUGAUGCCUCACAGCGAACCUCCCUCGCCUACUGAACAGUGGGAGCAGCAAGCCAAACAGGAAGAUAAAUAUGAUGUUUUUGGGAAGGUUAUGCUGCUCGGUGACAGUGGAGUUGGAAAGACGUGCAUGUUAGUACGUUUCCGGGAUGGCACGUUUCUCGCAGGAAACUACAUAUCGACCGUCGGCAUCGACUUCCGGAACAAGGUAGUCACAGUUGACGGAAUCAAGGUGAAGUUGCAGAUUUGGGACACCGCCGGCCAAGAGCGCUUUCGUAGCGUCACGCAUGCUUAUUACAGGGACGCACAUGCGUUGCUGCUGCUCUAUGAUGUGACAAACAAGACGAGUUUCGACAACAUUCGAGCGUGGCUCGGAGAGAUUCGGGAGUACGCACAGGACGACGUGGUCAUAAUGCUAUUAGGUAACAAAUCCGAUAGCGGCCUAGAGAGGGCGGUGAAGCGGGAGGAGGGGCAGCGCUUGGCGAGAGAGUACCAAGUCGCCUUUAUGGAGACAUCAGCCAAAACCGGACUGAAUGUCGAAGCUGCCUUCGCCCACGUGGCGCGAUCGCUCGUCGCCAAAGCGAACCCCGUCGAUCCGUCGAGGCUGGCGGUGCGCGCGCAGCCAUCACAAGAACAACGGUCAUCGUGUCCGCCAUGUACAUAAGUUUAUUCUAGAAAAAAACUUGAGAGGUGUCAAGGGACACCCGGAUGGAACGAAGUUCCUUUCGAUUAACUAGUGAAGGAAUUGUAUUUUUUUUUUUUUUUUAAGUUAUAAUAUAUAUUUUUUUAUUAUAUAUAGGAUUCAUUAUUGUUAUUAUUUUAUUACUAUUUAUUAUGUACAAAAAACCUGUAUACACUCAACAAAAAUAAUCGUCGCGACACCACACUGUUUAAUGCGAAAUAGAAAGACGAAACGAAAAUAACUGGCUUGCUUUCUAUGAGAGAGAGAGAGAGAGAGAUAGGCAGAGAAACACGCGCACGCCGCACAGCUUACAACUAUAGCAAAAAGUGUCGUUACAACUUUUGGUCUUAAUUUUUUCCGUCUUGACCCCUUUCGCAACGCGCGAUAAGGAACUUCGUUCCAAAAUAUGCAUAGCCCGUAUUCUAACACCCAGUUGCGAGCUUAAGGUCGGAAGGACCGAUGUACCUAAUGUAUUUCAAUGCCGUUGACGGUAAACGUCGUCUCAUAUUGUAAAUGCAUGGCGUAUGUAUUAUUUAAAUGUCGUUAUAAUUGUUUAUAUCACGUUAUUUGGCUAUAGAACCAUGAAUUUUUGAUUUACUUUUAAAUAAAAUAAAAAGUCGUUUUUAUUCUUUUCAAUUUUUUAUUUCAUUUUCGAAAUUAAUAUUCGCUGUAAAAAUCGGCCUCUUUUGUAACGCACAAAUCAAUGUUUAAUAAGUUUAAUAGAAAUAUAUUGAGAAUUUUCGUAAUAAUUGAGUAUAUUCGCUUAAUAAUUUGUAAACUUCUUUUCUUUGUAAUUAUUCUACUUUAGGCGCAAUGAAUACAAUUCAAUGAGUUAAAAUGUAUCAGAAUAAUCUAUAAUAAUAUGAUGUAUACAUACUUACCUAUUUGAAAUACAUCUACUUUAUGUAUAUAGUGUGUGGGAUCAUUGUGAAAUAAAUUUUAAAAUGUGUAAUCUAAGCUUUGUGAUACCAAACUUGAGAAUCCCUUUUCGAUUAAUGUCGAUAUCAUAUAUAAAGUACCUUAAUGAUAAUAAUACUACAGUUAUUUGAUAACAAAAUAUUUAUAUUCCAAGUAUGUUGAUUAUCAAUUAGUUUUAUGAUCCAUGCUAUCCUUUGCCUCGUCUGGAUAGGCAAAAGGAACAGACCAACCAUAAUCAUAAAAUAAAAGGUUUUAUUUUAGACGAUUAACGACAGGAAACUGUUUUAAAUUCUCAAAAGACAACAAAUAUUCUACUUAAGCAUUUGCUUCAUAUAAAAUAUAAAGAGCUCAAAAAACAACAAUCUAGAAUAUUCUUGAUGUUUUUAAAAUCCUAUCCCGUAAGUUAAAACUAUGUAAUCUGGUUAAUAAAUAAAAUAUUAAUGUUACUUGAAAAAUUAAAAAAAAGUGUAAGAAUGUUUUUAUAAGUAAACCAUAAAAUAAACUGUACGUAUUUUUAAUGACGCUGAUUGUUGCUUGUGUAAAAAUAAACCAUAAUAUCAAUAAAGAAAAGCAGAUAAAACAAAUUAAAAAAGGUGA
Molecule: messenger RNA, 2815 nt
Organism: Bombyx mori (domestic silkworm)
Lineage: Eukaryota; Metazoa; Arthropoda; Insecta; Lepidoptera; Bombycidae
Gene: Rab26
Product: ras-related protein Rab-37
Exons: 6
Coding region: 497-1282 (261 amino acids)
Biological process (GO): protein localization to plasma membrane; Golgi vesicle fusion to target membrane; endocytic recycling
Cellular component (GO): endosome; trans-Golgi network transport vesicle; plasma membrane
Molecular function (GO): GTPase activity; GTP binding
Source: RefSeq, a predicted model, not a curated record